UAUAUAGGGAAUAGGGUGCCAUUUGGGAUGAUUCCCUUGUCUGUACACAGUGUUACAGUGGAGGGAAAUUCUACUGGCCAGACAGUCCUGCUAAGGGUCACACAGGUUCAAUGGGCAAGAGGGGAAAGCAGUGAGGCAACACUGCUGUUCAUUGGUCUGUUUCGUGAGGAGGGUAUUACCAGGGGGUUCAUAUUGGGCCUGUCCCAAAUGGAAACCUAUUCCAUACAUGAUCCACUACUAUUGACCAGAGCCCGCACAUAGAGCUCUGGUCAAAAGUGGUGAACUUCAUCCCAAAUGGAACCCUAUUCCUUAUGGAGAGAAAUUAUGUUCCUAUUUGACUAAUUCCUAAUUCAUUUGUUUUGUGUCCCAAACACAUCAUACAGUUUUGGGGUGCUUGAAUGGAAAUGGUAAGGUACUGUCUGUAUGAUCAUAAAAUACAUAUUGUUCUUUAUCUUGUAAAAGGUAUGAGGAAAAAAUACUUCACUAUCAAAGAACAAUAUACAUUUUGUAUCACCUGUGAGACUCUGACUUCUUUAACACAUCACAUAUCAGACAUUGAUUUUAGUCUUGACUGUUGGCCUGUGUGUGAUUUCCUCUUGGAUCAAACCACGUCUGAUGCCUUCUAGCCAUUGACCCAUGCUGUGUGUUUGUAAAGCAAGUCUCUAGCCCCGAGCGAAAGCUUGCUUUUGUCUGUCCUCACAAGACAAAUCUCUUUGCUUGGCGGACCGGAGAGGCUCAGGUUGACUCCAACCCAUUCAGAAAACAGAAACUGGAGUGAGUGGAAGCAGGUGCUGAUGUUAGUCUAGACCACAGAGGUGGCAGUUUUUCAUGCAUUGCUGAUUUCUGACAGACCAUAAAUUGAAUUGCACAGACUGCACAAAAAAAAGGGGGCUGUUGUAAGCAGAUUUAUUUUCCUGGCAGACAAACGGUUCACAAGAAAAAUAAAAACAUAAAAGGGUGAGGUAGAAAAGAAAGUGAGUGAGGGCUGUGGUCGGCUAACACAGGAGCAUCAUAAUCACAUGGUGUGGAUUUCCGCUUUGGCACAUUUACUUUAAGCUGCACAGCAGGGGCAGGGACACACACCACAUAUACAACACAUUCAGAGUUACUGGACUGUACUAGCUGGACCAGAGCUACACUAUGGUGCUGUGAAGAGAGAGAGAGCUCCACUCAACCAUGCAAUCCACCACGAACUUCAAUGGGCUCCUGCGACAGGACAGCCAGGACAGUUACAUUAUGGAGGGCUCUCUGAGGAAGAAGGGUCGUCUAUGGUAUCGGCGCUCUCUGAAGGGACACCAUGACAAACCCAGUCAGAAUGGGGGGACUAGUCCCGGGACUCUGCCAAGAGGCUGGAAACAGUCCAACAGAACCCGCUCAAACUCCUUGGUGGAUUACUCUGACCCUCAGAGGACUACUGUUAUAAUGCAAAAGCAAGACAAUGAGACGUUUGGAUUUGAAAUUCAGACAUAUGGUGUGCAGCUGAAGAACAGCACGGCGGUAGAGAUGUGCACAUUUGUGUACAAGGUGCAGGACGACAGCUCGGCUGAGAGUGCAGGCCUGACCGCCGGUGACGUUAUCGUCACCAUCAAUGGGGUCAGCAUUGAGGGCACGAGCCACCAGCACAUCGUUGACCUGAUUCGAGAAUCCACCAACUUAUUACAGAUGGAGACGGUGUGUGGGACGGUGGUGAAGAGAAUUGAACUGGAGAAGAAGAUGAGCUUGCUCAAGCAUACCCUGGGAGAGAAAUGGGGGGAGUUGCAAGCGCUCACAUUACAGGAAAAACGCCUUACGCGAGGUAACCUGAAUGACAGUUCUCUACACCCCUCUAUGGACUCCCUGAUGUCUCUAUUGUCUCCGUCUGGACACAGUGACCACUACGGCCACCGUUUCUCCAGUGACAGUAGCUGCCGGAGUGGGAUGAUGGAUGACAGUGACCUGGCCAGUGUGUUUGGGGACCUGAGCUCUCCCAGCCCCUGCAAUGUGGCCAGUCCAGAUGAUAGCUGCUUCUUCUCCACAGACUUCCCCCAGGAAAUGCCCAGGGCCCCAGCCAGCCUCAGCCUCAACCGUACCCGCAGCGGUAGCGGUAGCUUGGCUGGCAGCAGUGGCUCCCUCUCCUCCCCCUCCCCUUCUUGGGACCCCUCCAGAGCCUCCUCCCUGUUCGGGACACUCCCCAGGAAGGCUAGGAGAGCCAGCUUCCGCAAACACAUCCUGAAGUUCAUCCCUGGAUUCAACCACUCAGUGGAGGAGGAGGACACCUGACCUGAGUUAUGAACGAACACUACAGUACAUCUGUGUCUGAUGUGAUGUUCGAUACAAACAUUUCCUGCUGAGACUGAGGCAUUGCUAAUAUGGCCACCGUACCCUUGGCUCAGGAUUAGCCAAUCAAUGAGCAUUAUUGGGAUGAGAAGCAUUAGGAGGAAAAGAGAAAUCUCCCUUUGACAAAGGCCUUCAGUUAUCUCUAGAUACUGUAUACAUGAUGGAGUGCUUUUGUUACUGCUGCACAAUAUUCUGCUGAUUUUUUCUUGACAAUAAUCAUAAUGAGACAACAGCAUUAAUCCUUAUAACAGUAACAAUUAUUUGUAAUAAAGAACACGGGAACUCAGUCCAUGUGUGUGCAGCCAGUGCAACAAAGAUUGUGCUUGCCAUUUCUAGAAUGUUAAUGUGACCAUUGUAUGUAGGUGAUAACUGAGAGACUGCAUGAAAAGGCAUGAUCUUCCUGAAUUCAACAUAUUGCUUGUAUAUAACUUGAGAAGUGUUAUGCUUUGCAUAUUUGAUGCAUGCAAUGAAAGAAGUUCUCAGCAACAGUCUGUCAGGUUUGUCACAAAAGAAUGAGUUCUAAACCAGGUAGCUAACUGCACAAUUCAAAACAGGAUGUGGGCAGAGAAGGAGCUACAUUCUUGACUAUUUUCAUACCCAUAACCAAGUUUCAGGUCAUCUACAACUUACUUUCAGUAUUGAUAGUUAUACUACAAAUAAGAACUGUGUUUCCUCUAACUCAUGGCAUUUUAACAGAGUGCCAUUGAACUCAAUUGUUUUGAAUUCAUGCUUGAUGUGUGCCAUUUGCUGCUUUUAUUAAGAAUCAAAGAUAUGUUUGAAAUUCCCUGAAGACAAGUGACUGUAAAAUUGUACACAAAUAAACAGUGUAUGUUGGUUCCUAAACUGUCACUA
Coregonus clupeaformis (lake whitefish) is the source of this 3168-nucleotide messenger RNA. Its product is annotated as cytohesin-interacting protein. Bases 1177 to 2259 code for a protein of 360 amino acids. Gene Ontology annotation, molecular function: protein binding. The record is from RefSeq and is a predicted model, not a curated record. NCBI's taxonomy places the organism in Eukaryota, Metazoa, Chordata, Actinopteri, Salmoniformes, Salmonidae. The transcript has 8 exons.